Molecule: messenger RNA, 3540 nt
Organism: Penicillium olsonii
Lineage: Eukaryota; Fungi; Ascomycota; Eurotiomycetes; Eurotiales; Aspergillaceae
Source: the annotation of a GenBank genome assembly
AUGAGCACGCCAGCAGUGCUCAUAUCAACUUCAUUUACAUCCUCAACCAUGUCAGCGCCUGUCUCAGAGACCCAACCCUCGACCGGGUCGAGACCCCCACGUUCAUCGAGACCGAGACGCCGAGGGCGGGGUCCUGCAAAUCGCGAUGGGCAGCAACAAAGGCCUGCCGCCACAGGCGAAACUCAGAACCAACCUGCCGCGCAAUCACAACCAGUACAGCCUCAGCCCUCCUCGAAUACAAACCAGCCUGAUCAGCCCAAUGACCAGCGUGCGCCGCGAGGUGGAAGAAAUAGAGAAGGCAGAGGGAGGAGACAACGGAACAAUGGAACUCCACGACGAGACCAGGGUCCAACUGAAGGAAAUGAAGGACAAAGCACACGGCCCGAGCCGCGAUCUCGGGGCAUGAAAGCGCGAGGCUUUGAGGCUCAAUUGACCCGCCCGGAUCAAUCUGAUGAUGCGGCAUUGGGGGGUGCGGGGCAGAAUGAUAAUUCUUUAAGAGCCGAUGUACCAGCAUUCGUACCAGGAGCGCCUCCUGCCGAGCCUCAAUCCGGACAGCCUUCGGAAUCCGCGCCAUCCGCCAAAGGGAAGGGCAAGGCUAAACAGCCUAGAGCACCGCCGCAACCACCGAAGGUCACGACGAAGUCCACAGCCCCCGAUUUGGCUACCCGGAUCCACGAAGACAUUUCUCACAAUCUAUACGAAUGUCCCAUCUGCUGUAGCGAGUUGGGUCGCAGAUCUCGUGUCUGGUCUUGUGAGCUCUGUUGGACCGUUUUCCAUUUGAGCUGUGUUAAGAAAUGGUCCAAGAACGAAGGCGCCUCGGCGCAAAGGGCAUCGGCCCAGGAGAAUGGGCAGGAAAGCUCCACCCCACGCGCCUGGCGUUGUCCCGGUUGCAAUCUUUCGCAUCAGAACUUCCCUUCGAAUUACUCUUGUUGGUGUGAGAAGGAGGUUGAUCCUAGACCACUCCCUGGACUACCGCCUCAUUCCUGUGGACAGACUUGCUCGCGACCUAGAAAGGGCUGCCCACAUCCUUGUGAUACGACAUGCCAUGCUGGUCCUUGCGCACCUUGCACUGCCAUGGGACCAACGCAGGAUUGUUUCUGUGGUCUGAACUCUUCAACGAAGCGUUGCCAGGAUACCGAUUAUGAGAACGGAUGGAGCUGCGGUGAAAUUUGCGGUGAGCUUCUUCCUUGUGGAGAACAUACCUGUCCACUUCCAUGUCAUGAGGGCCUGUGUGGGGGCUGUGAAGUCGAAAUCGAAGCUCGCUGCUAUUGUGGAAAACUGCAGACCGAAAUGCUAUGCAAAUCCAAGGACGACGAGGAAGACAGCCGAGUUGUUCGCGAGGAUGGUUCUGAAGAAGAGUGGACUGGCUGCUUUGGUUGUGGGGAGACUUGCAACCGUCCUCUGGACUGUGGCAAACAUACUUGUAAAAAGGGUUGUCAUCCCCAAGACUCGCAGCCUGCUCACUGUCCACGGUCUCCGGAUGUCGUUCUGGACUGCGCCUGUGGAAAGACGCCGCUUUCUGAGAUCCCGGGGUACACACCCCGGACAUCUUGUGAAGAUCCAAUCCUCAAUUGCCAGAAACCUUGUGGCAAGACCCUACCCUGUGGCCAUCCUUGCGACAAAUUGUGUCACACCGGUCCUUGUGGCGCUUGUUUGCGCCAAGUUUCCAUCAAAUGCCAGUGCGGCCGCACCGACAAUACGACCAUCUGCCACCAGGGUGUCAAUGAACCCCCCAUGUGCCCGCGUCAGUGCAAGGCUAACCUCCACUGCGGUCGUCACACGUGCACUGAUCGAUGCUGCCCUGGAGAGCAAAGAGCGAACGAGCGUCAGGCUGCGCGUCGCAAGCUCAGACCUCACCUUCGCCCUGCCGAGGAGGAUAUCGAAGCGGAACACAUUUGCACUCGGGUGUGUGGUCGGACGCUGAAAUGCGGAAGACAUACAUGUCCCGAACUCUGCCAUAAGGGUGCUUGUAACACUUGCAGAGAGGCGGUGUUUGAGGAGAUCGCGUGUAAUUGCGGAAGAUCUGUACUCUACCCACCUCAGCCAUGUGGCGCAAAGCCACCGGCUUGCAGUUUCCCAUGCGAGCGUCCAAAGCGAUGUGGUCAUCCUCAGGCUGCGCACAGCUGCCACACAGACGAAGAGAAUUGUCCAAAGUGUCCGUUCCUAACGGAGAAGCCUUGCCUGUGCGGCAAGCGUGUUUUGAAGAAUGUGCCUUGUUGGCUGGCAGAUGCUCGUUGUGGACAAAUCUGUGGACAGCCGCUCAAGUGCGGCUCGCACUUCUGUCGCAAGGAUUGCCAUCGCCCCGAGGAUUGCGAGGAUGCAACUAAACCUUGCACCCAGGCUUGUGGAAAGAACAAGUCCAUCUGCGGCCAUCCUUGCACCGAGCAGUGUCAUGCUCCUUACGCGUGUUCCGAGAAGAUGCCAUGCUCGUCCAAGCUCACAGUGACAUGUGGCUGUGGACGACUCAGGCAGGAAAAGCGUUGCAACGCCGCCAAAGCCGUGACAAUCAAGGGCCAGGUCCAGUCACCUCAACGCAAUCCCGAGCUGACUCCACUGGCCUGCGAUGACGAGUGCACUCGUCUAGAGCGGAAUCGCUCCCUGGCAGGUGCCCUCGGUAUUGACAUCAAUCAAACCACCACAGCACAGACGAUCACGGCCGAGAACCUCCCUUACUCAGAGGAGACUCUCAACCAAUACAUCAAACUUGCAGCAUCGGCUCCUCUCUCAACCCUGCAAACAUACGAAUCAAACCUCCACUCCCUAGCAACGGCAGACAGCUCUACCCGCUCCUUCCGCUUCCAGCCCGCAAAGCCCACCCUGCGCGCAUUCGCUCACUCCCUAGCCGCAGACUGGGGCUUCGUCACAGAAAGCCACGACCCAGAACCACACCGACAUGUCUUCGUCCUCAAGCCCGUGGCUUGGACACCACCUCUGUUCGGCACAGGAAGCGGCUCGUCAAUCGGUAUUGGCGGCAUGAGCGUGCGCGAAUGUGUCAAGCUGCGAGAGCGCGAGCGUGCAAAGGAGCAGGAAUCCCGUCGUGUCGCUGCCAUCGAAGCGAAGGCUGCGCGCGAAGCCGCGAAAGCCCAGGCUAGUGGUGGAGAUGGGGGAUGGGCUCAGGUUGCCUCCAAGAGUCGGGGUGGAAGUGGUGCCAGUACACGGAGUGGCACGCCGGUCCAGAACUCUUGGGUGAGCAAGUCUAUUUAUUCUGCUCUUGAUGGUGAUGGGUCGAAGAAGGAACGUCUUGUUCUUCGCUCUGGUGUUGGGGCUGGCAAGUCUUUGCGCGCGAAGACACCUGCUGCUGAGGUUGUUGAUAGUUGGGAGGAUGCUGAAGAAGCCGAGGAGAAGGAGGAGAAGGAAGAGGAGAAAGAGAAGCAGAAUCAGGUCGAAGGUGAUCGGGUCCUGGAACAGGAGACCCUCUCUGAGGACCCUGGGGACCAUGUGGGAGUUGAGCCUGUGGCCGAGUCACAGUCCCAGCCCAGGGAUCAGUCAGAGGAUCAGGUUGGUCAGACCGAGGCCACUACGAAUGAAGUCGAGGCUUAG